Molecule: messenger RNA, 2100 nt
Organism: Exophiala bonariae
Lineage: Eukaryota; Fungi; Ascomycota; Eurotiomycetes; Chaetothyriales; Herpotrichiellaceae
Exons: 1
Coding region: 1-2100 (699 amino acids)
Source: RefSeq, a predicted model, not a curated record
AUGACCCGGGAACAGAGACAGGUGCCAAUUACUGGCAAUGUCUCUAACGAAGGACAGCAUUCGGAGCAAGAUCAGAACCUGGACAUAAGAACCAGUGAUCGUGAAGAACUCAUACAAUGUAUCAAGCGCGGUCAGAGGCCAACAUGGGUCCCCAAACCUGGUCUCGAAGCAUUGUGUGCCGAAACCAAUGCAGAGCACAGGUCUAUCUCGGAAAGGGAAGAUAUCCCUCCUCGCCCCCAGAAUCAAAGGCCGCCAAUUUCUCCAUCUCCACUUUCAGCCACCGACGCCCUGCAUCGUUCACUCUCUGCAUUGCAUACUGGUGAUUUUCGUGACUCAACUAUACGCAAGGACUUCAAUCCUUCCGCCACCUCACCUCCUGGUGGAGACUUAUACCAUCCAGACUUCUCAUCGUCUUCGACCAUUGCAUGGUCACCGAUGUUCGCCCAAUCUCCAAGCCCACCAGCUUCAAGAUCUUUGUAUGCCGACCCCCGAAGGCGAUCUCGUGCCCCAUCACUCGGCAGCAGCUUGUCGUCUAGUUUUGUGAUGAGGGUUCCCACCAGCCCACUGGUGCACGCCAUGAACAACCCGUCCUUGGAUUUUUCACCAAGAGAGAAGCCGCAUGAUCUCAAUAAGAACUCUCGCAGACGAACAAUGCCACCAAAUGCUUUUGAGACCUUCCGCAUGUCUCCCAUCGAGGAUACCAUGCCGGACUUCGCUCAGGGAUCACCAGAAGCCCAACCCCCAAGUAAUGAUUUAAAUCCAUCACAGCGUCACAAACCUCGCCGUUCACUGAGUUCUUUUACCUAUCAAUCUACGCCAUUCCCCUUCGGCCCCUCUGUGGCCAGAUCACGGCGACCUUCUUUAGCCUCGGACCUUUCCCCACGACAACGAGCGUCGAUGGUCGGAUCGUUCGAGGAGUCUAUUCUUCGUGGACGCAUGUCAACACCACCGUCGAAACCGCUCGAUUUUGUCGCUCAAAUUGGAGUGGUGGGAAAGGGCAAUUGUCCUGCUAGCCUAAAAUGUCCUGCUCAUGUCACAGUGCAGUUUCCAGCCGUGUUCUACAACUAUCCAUCCGCAAACCCAUCGAGAUCUAUUUCUGAUGACAAUCCGAGUCCUUAUGUAGGUACAAUAGACUUGGAGCGAAAUUUAAAACCCGCCAAACUCCCAAUUCGACGCUCCCGGCGAACCAAUCCUAACAUCGACACAGAGGCACUGGCAGCUAAAAUCACCAGCCCCGAAAACACGCAUAUUGGCAGGGCAUUGGCACGUGAGGUGAAAACCAAGCCUGCGUCGACAAGCACAGCCAAAGUCCCUCCUGGAGGAGUCUAUCGCGUACCUCAAACAGGACAGCUCCAGAUUAUCAUCAAGAAUCCCAACAAGACGGCGGUCAAGCUUUUUCUCGUGCCUUACGAUCUGGAAGGCAUGCUUCCAGGAACGAAGACCUUUGUCCGGCAGCGAAGCUUUUCCUCUGGUCCAUUUCUCGAAUCAAGCCUGUUCGACAAACAAUCAAUGGCCACAGUGUCAGAUGUAGCAAAUGGCAAGGACAUCCUUCGGUAUCUUGUUCAUAUUAAAUUUUGUUGCACUUCGAAAGGCUGCUUUUAUCUCUAUGACAAUAUCCGUGUGGUCUUUGCAAAUCGGGUGCCUGACGACAAGGAGAAACUACGCAAGGAGGUACAGCUUCCAGAACCCAGGUUCAGCGCGUACAUACCACCUCUGGAGACUUCACCGAGCCCGAGCAUAUGCGAGACAAUGCCCUCUCAUACAACUGGAGUCACGCCAGAAGACUCCAGCUUACUAGAGACUCAGGACGUACUCCCCACGUUUGGUGGUAUGCAACAACAUUCUGAACUCCAUUCUUCCGAUGCUUCGCAUGCUUCGCAUGCCCACCACACUUCGAAAGCUGAGGAUGAAAUGGUGUCCGACGAGUCUACACUAGAUGUUGAACGAACAGUAUCUCCUAUUCCCGGCUUCCUCCCAUCAACAUCAUCUCGGAGUUCUCCUGUUCCUUGGUCAGCAUCACGCCAAACGCCUCUCGUUGAGGCUGGGGAUGGCCUCCUAUCUCGCAAAUUACGAGCACUUACUAGUCAACCACCAAGUUGA